Copidosoma floridanum is the source of this 2632-nucleotide messenger RNA. RefSeq lists its product as uncharacterized. Lineage: Eukaryota; Metazoa; Arthropoda; Insecta; Hymenoptera; Encyrtidae. The record is from RefSeq and is a predicted model, not a curated record.
AUGGGGAGCGUUGAAAUUGUCAUCCAGUCUCGCAUCAAUAAGUUUCAAAAAACGUUAAACUGCCUUAUCAUCCCAAAUAUAACUAGUGCUAUUCCUAAUGAACCCUUUCCUCGAGAAGCAAUCGACAUACCUAAUGGGAUUCGAUUAGCUGACCCACAGUUCCACGUUCCACGUUCCGUUGACAUCCUCAUAGGCUCAGGGUGGGUAAUAGUAGGAGGCAUUAAGUCACAUCCAGAGGGCGUUGCUACAUGUAAUUUGGUAGAAUUGAACGAACAGCUCGCGAAAUUUUGGGAAUUGGAGGAGGUUAGUAAUCAGUCAGUUUUUACCACGGAGGAGAGCGCAUGCGAAAAUCAUUAUGUACAGAAUACCAGACGUGAUGAUAGUGGUAGGUAUAUAGUUAGGCUGCCUUUUAAAUCACCAAGUCCAGAAUUAGGGGAUUCUCGUUCUAAAGCCUUCCGGCUACUGCAAGCUAUGAGACAUCGAUUUAAGGGUAAUCCUAACCUCGAAGUAGAAUAUACAAAGGUUAUGCAGGAAUAUGUAGACUCAAAUCACAUGACACUGAUAGAGGAUAAGGGUGCCGGGGGAUAUUGUAUGCCCCAUCACGCCGUUGUCAAACCAUCUAGUACCACAACGAAGACCCGAGUAGUUUUCAAUGCAUCUUCCAAGACCGAUAAAAAUCUUUCGCUGAAUGACAUGCUCAUGGUGGGGCCUACAAUUCAACCAAAACUCUUCAACCACCUCCUCAGGUUUCGCACUCAUACUUACGUCGUUACUGCAGACAUAGAAAAGAUGUAUAGACAGAUUUUAGUAGAUCCCCGGGACCGGCCCUAUCAACGAAUUCUAUGGGUACAUCAGGGUAGAAUUAGGACUUACGAGCUGAACACGGUUACCUUUGGAGUAUCAUCCGCUCCCUUUCUAGCUAUUAGAACGAUUCAUCAGUUAGCAGAGGAUGAAAGGGCAAAUUUCCCUAGGGCUAGUGUUAUCUUAAAGCGGGAUUUUUAUGUAGAUGAUCUACUUACUGGGGCAAACUCUUUACAGGAGGUUUUACAGAUUCGGGAUGAGUUAAUUCAAUUGUUAGCUAGCGGGGGGUUUCCGAUUAGAAAAUGGGCUUCAAAUCACGCUCAUGCACUUGACGACUCAGAGGGGAGGGUCUUUAAAAUGGAUAGCUUAACAGAGGGGGAUCCGAUAGUUAAAACCUUAGGUAUAUCUUGGGACUCCCAAUUAGAUUGUUUUGCAUAUGUAGUUAAACGAAUAGAAACGCCCCAAACAGUCACGAAACGAGUCAUUCUAUCCGAAAUCGCAAAGAUUUUCGAUCCCCUAGGGCUUUUAGGGCCAGUCGUAUUCGCAGCUAAGGUCAUCAUGCAGGAUUGUUGGAAGGCAAAGGUAGGGUGGGAUGAAUCAGUGCCACAAGAACUACACACCAGGUGGCGUUUAUUUGUAGAGCAACUAGAUCGAUUAGAAGAAGUAUCGUUUCCUAGACAUCUUAUUUUACCCAGCGCAUUGGCGAUUGAGGUGCACGGAUUUUGCGACGCAAGCAAGCGAGGAUAUGGGGCUUGCAUAUACUUAAGAUCAGUUGACAGAACCAACCAGGUCCUCGUUCGCUUAGCGUGCGCCAAGUCUCGGGUAGCUCCAGUCAAGCAAACCACCAUUCCCCGGCUUGAAUUGUGUGGCGCUCUAACGCUAGUGAGAUUGUUUAGGGAGUUUCGGGAAUCAUUUGAAGUUUCGUUCCACAAGGUCGUGUUUUGGUCCGAUUCAGAGAUUGUUUUGCAGUGGAUUAAAAAACCUCCACAAGCCCUGAAGGUUUUUGAAGGGAAUCGUGUCGCAGAAAUCCAAGAGUUGUCGAGUAUCGUUGAAUGGCGUCAUGUCUCCAGCAAAAACAAUUUCGCUGAUGUUCUUUCUAGGGGUCAAGUUCCAGCCGAGUUCAUUCAGAAUGAUACAUGGAGUUCCGGGAUGAAAUGGCUGUACCAAUCAGAGGAAGAUUGGCCCAAAUCUGCGAGAGACCCCAACGUCGAACUUCCAGGAUUAAGGACUCCAACCUGUCUUGCCCUCACUGCUAAUGAAGUUCUGCCUUCAAAGUUUGAAAGGGAAAUUCGGCAGAUCGAGAAAACUGGUUCUACAAAAAAUACGAAAAUAGCAACGUUCAACCCCUUUAUCGAUCCCAACGGUUUACUUCGUGUAGGUGGCCGGCUUCGCAACGCGCAGAUUUCUGAUGAACAAAAAUAUCCAAUAUUGCUACCCUCUUAUCACCAUGUAACGGAUCUCAUUAUUCGCCAAACUCACCAGUCGUUAUUGCAUGCAGGAAUCCAGAGCACGUUGUAUAGAAUUCGUCAGAAAUUUUGGCUGUUAGAUGGAAAGAAUCAAGUUAGGAGAAUUGUGCGGCAUUGCGUCACAUGCGUAAAACAUCGUCCAGUAGCCUUUCAGGGAAAAAUGAGCGAUUUACCCCAGGCGCGCGUGCAACAAGCUUCGGUCUUCGAACACGUAGGAAUAGAUUAUUUUGGCCCUAUCAACAUCAAGGAAAAACAGUUUAGGAAUCGUGUUAUUCUUCAAGCUUAUGGUUGCGUUUUUAUUUGCAUGAACACAAAGGCAGUCCACAUUGAGAUAGCGAGCGACCAGACUACCGAAGGAUUUCUAG